Helicoverpa zea (corn earworm) is the source of this 956-nucleotide messenger RNA. RefSeq names its product dynein axonemal light chain 1-like. Gene Ontology annotation, molecular function: protein kinase binding. Gene Ontology annotation, cellular component: cytoplasm. The record is from RefSeq and is a predicted model, not a curated record. The transcript is spliced from 4 exons. NCBI's taxonomy places the organism in Eukaryota, Metazoa, Arthropoda, Insecta, Lepidoptera, Noctuidae. Bases 314 to 871 code for a protein of 185 amino acids.
AAAUUUAAUAUAACAAUUAGGUUGCGAUCUUGUGAUCCAGAUUUCUUCUUAGGUAAUGUUUUAUCCAACAUUGCUUUUUACUUAUUUCAUGGGAGCGCCUGUCCUACUCAGACAUAGGUACCUACACUCAUGAGUAUCAUAGUUUGUGAGCUUGUGGCAUUUGUGAGCUACCUAUUUUUUUGUAAUGGGAGGUAGGUAGUUGCGGAAAGUAGUUCCCUCAGGUGCGGGUUAAACCGUUUGAAAUAUCUAGCUAUUCGUAGCGACUCAAAAUUAAUCUUUCCUAUAAAAUAGACUGAAACAGACAUAAAAAAGAAUGGCAUUAAAACCGACGACUUGCAAGGAAGCUAUAGCUCGAUGGGAGAAGAUUAAGGGAGAGAAUUCAACUGAAGCCACGGUCAUAGAGCUGCAGUUCCAGUGGCCGCCUAUUGAGAAGAUGGAUGGUGCUCUGUCCACACUAGUGAGCUGCGAGAAGUUAAGCCUAUCUUCAAACAUGAUUGACAAGAUAGCCGGCAUUGCUGGAAUGAGAAGUCUCAAGAUAUUAUCUGUUGGGCGAAAUUAUAUUAAAUCUUUAGCAGGAAUCGAAACGGUGGCAGACACAUUGGAAGAAUUGUGGAUAAGCUACAAUCCCAUAGACAAGUUGAAAGGCGUCGGAACGCUCAAAAAUCUGAAAGUUCUGUACAUGUCUAACAAUCUUAUUAAGGAAUGGGUGGAGUUCAAUAGAUUGCAGGAAUGUCCAUCAUUAAGAGAUUUGGUGUUUAUCGGGAACCCGAUAGUCGACAGCCAACCAGACGUGGAAACUUGGCGAAACCAGGCUUCGACUCGACUCCCGCAAAUAAUUAAGCUGGAUGGCAUACCUAUCAUAAGGGAAUAGCUUACGUAACUAUGAAACAUAUACCCACUUUUUACUUAUUAUCUACUUUUAAAGCUUUAGCUACCUAAUAUUAACUUACAUUGUA